This is a messenger RNA of Hemicordylus capensis (graceful crag lizard), 1736 nucleotides long. Its product is annotated as leucine-rich repeat-containing protein 37A3-like. Lineage: Eukaryota; Metazoa; Chordata; Lepidosauria; Squamata; Cordylidae. The transcript is spliced from 8 exons. The record is from RefSeq and is a predicted model, not a curated record. The coding region runs from base 61 to 1698 and encodes 545 amino acids.
CACAGCCAUAAGUUGGGUGCAGCAGCCAUAGGGAAUUGUUCAAACCCAUGCCGUAUCACAAUGGAAGUCCUCAAACUUUGGAGAGUCACCAGUCCUUCUGGACUCCACCGUGUGCCCGUUCCCAAAGCGAUGUCCUUUUUGUCUUUCAAUGGCAACAGUUUGAGCAAACUUCAGGAGGGCUCACUUUCACGUACGCAUCGGGACUUGUCAAGUAAUAAAAUCCAGACCAUUGAGAUGAAUUCACGUGAAGCUGUCCUGUUUGUGCAGCUUAUAGACCUCAGCAGCAAUCUUAUUGAGAAGCUCACUCCUGGGGCAUUCGAGGCCCGGCAUGGAAUGCAGUUUUUGCUCAAGAUGGUUCUCAACCAUCAUCCGCUGAAAGUCAUUGAUGAUGCCAGUUUUUACAGGCUUCCCUCACUGAAGCUUCUAAACCUUAGUUCUACAGAAAUGACCCCAAAGAUAUUAGAGGACCUGCUCCAGACCUCCCAGCAAUUGAAGACUCUCAUCUUGCCUAACAAGAUAUUCUGCUGUCUUUGCCGUAUGAAGGAUGACAUUGAAGUUUUGUCUGAUACGAUAAAGUUGGACUGCACCGACACAUGUACCACAAACGAAACUCUCUGCGAGAAAGAUGAGGCUUUGAACAGGAUGCAAAAAGAAGUAAUGAAGGCGUUGGAAAUCAGGAAGCUGAAUGCCAGCAGUACACUGAACAUUGUGCCUGAGAAACUUUUACACAGCAACAUAACAAUGAAGGUCACCGUGAGGCAGAGAAACACCAAUUUAGGUGAACUCAACCCAGACCUUUUGAAAUCGGUCCAGGAAUUAGGUAAGCUGAAACCUGAAGAGGUCCUGCAAAUCAAGUGGAAUGACACGUCUGAACUGAAAAAGCUGUACAUGCUGGCCAAUUUGCUACAGAUGGCACUCAGAGAACAAGUUACAGAAGACUUGAUAAGUUACAUACUUAUCAUUCUGAAACAUGUCAGUGAGUCAAGCCAGCAAGACUGCUCUCUGCAUGAGGAAGAAACAGCGGCUCCCAGUACCACUACCACCACCACUACUACCACUAGCACCACUAGUCCCACUAGUCAGAGUUUGCUGCUGGAGGGUACGCCCAGCUCUUCCCAAAAUGAACCUAGUGAAGGAAACUCAGAGCAGACAUCAGAGAAUGCACCAUUAAUGUCAAAGGAGGCGCUGCUCAACCAGCUCACGCGUGGAACUCAGGAAGGUGGUGUGCCCCAAAUCCCAGGAGAUAACGCAGAGGCACCCCAAAUCCCAGGAGAUGACACAGAGGCCUCCCAUGAGACACACUGGGAGCAUCAUGAAGUGAAGACCACUGCUCGCCACAAGCUGAACAUCUUGCCCACUGAUGAUGACUACUUGCUUCAAGGGGACCUUUUUGAAGCUGAGCUGAACAAGCGGCUAUCGCCCCUUAUCCCAAACACACCAGUGAGGAACCUCAUAUCCCACACACUCCGUAUCCUCAAAAUGGACUGCACAAUGUCCAGGGUCCAGCUGGCCUGUGCUAUGCUAAUCUCCAGAACAGGUCUCCUCAUGAAACUAUUCAGUGAGAGAGAAAACUUCAUGGAUAACUCCGCCUUGUGGAAGUCAUACUUCUUGUCUAUGAAGUAUGUCUCCAACUUGGCCACAGGAAGUCCAAGAAAACUGGGGAAAUCUGAGGUAAGAGGCAAACCUUGUCAAGCCUGAGGGGUUGUCAAGACUACUAAUGGGUUGUCGGGAGCUUG